Molecule: messenger RNA, 8499 nt
Organism: Electrophorus electricus (electric eel)
Lineage: Eukaryota; Metazoa; Chordata; Actinopteri; Gymnotiformes; Gymnotidae
Source: RefSeq, a predicted model, not a curated record
AACCGCCCCGCCUGCAAUCCGUAUGUGAUUUCUGCUACGAGAGAAGCGAUGGAGGGUUGGAAGGUGGAUUCGUGGAUUUUUGCUUGACAUGCACCAGAAUCUCCGUUAUUUGUUGGAAUAGUUUGUACACUUGCGUGGAGGAUUCUCCUCUACCUGCAAAAUGCCAUUUGCCAAGCGGAUCGUGGAACCGCAGCUGCUGUGCAGACAUCCUAUUCCUAACGACGAAGGGUUGCUUUUCGAGGAUCUGGGCUCCGUCAACAAUGUUGUUCUCUCCAGGUCCUUGCGACAGCUCUCCGACCUGGCCAAGCACGCCUGCUCCAUAUUUCAGGAGCUGGAGAACGAAAUCGUUUCCACGAACCAACGGGUUCGGGUUCUGCAAAAUAAAAUAGGCAAAAUUCAGCAGACCGCGAGCGCGCUGGAUCCCAAACUGGAAGCUGUGCCCGUGUCUAAUCUGGAUAUUGAGAGUAAGUUGACACUGCACUACCAGGCUCCCCAGACUCCAUGGCACCAGCAGCACAACAUGUUUCACCACGGCACACGGCCGCCAUGCCUGGAGGAGCUACACCACCAAGCCCAGCUCCAUCUGCGGGCGCUGCACAGAGAUCAGCCACAGCAUCAGCAUUCAACCAGCAGGGAACACAAUCGGGUCACUAUAUCCAUCUCUGUGGCCCCACCCAUGCCUACAUUCCCCUCCCCUCACUCCCUCAGGAGGCGGGAUCAGAGGAGCCGGCAUGCCCGUAUGCAGGACAGAGCUGAAUAUCAGACACUGCAUAGAAAGGAGAGGAGCACCAGGGAGUCGGACAUGCAGGCUUUGCCCAGCAAGCCCGUCCCGCAGGAGAGGCCUGUGAGAGAGGUGGAGUUUCAGCCAGCACAGAGAAAGCAUGAGCCAUCACGUCUCUCCUCCCCUACAGUGUGUUGCCCACUCAUCCCGUGGGUCCGAAAGGCUGGAACCAGUACGACCAUGGAUGGUGCUGAGGCGGGUCUCAGUCACAGGCCCAAAUGCCCUGUGCCCAGUGUGCCCACCACGCUGGACAAACAGACCAACUGGUCCAAAGCCCUUCCGCUCCCCACCCCCGAGGAGAGGAUAAAGAAUGAGUCUCAAGUCAUCUCCUCCUGCAUCAUCCCUAUUAAUGUCACCGGUGUGGGAUUUGACCGUGAGGCCAGUGCUCGCUGCUCCUUAGUGCACUCACAGUCUGUGUUGCAGCGGCGGAGGAAGCUGAGGAGGAGGAAGACCAUCACCGGAAUCCCCAGACGAGUACAACAGGACAUGGACUCAGAUGAAUCUCCUGUGGCCAGAGAGAGAACUGUGGUGGUCCAUGUCAACCCACACAUGUCCCUGUGCCAGGAGGAGCUCUCGCUUAGUGGCCGAGCCCUAAACACCAAAGACUCUGGCUGCCAGACAGAUGACUUCCUGAUUGGUGCCCCAUCCCGGAGGCGCAUACGUGCCCAGAGGGGCCAGGGAAUUCCCACCUCCCUCUCCCACUCCACAGGAAAUAUCACUUCCUUACCAGAUCGCUCUGAUGCAACGUACACCACUGCAUCCGGCACUCGCCUGCGUUCAAGAAGUUUACCCCGCGAAGGCGGCCGACUCCGGGACAAAGACCAUGAUGACAGCGACGAUGACGAUGAUGAGGAAGAUGAUGAAGAGCUCUCUCCUUACGAGACUGAGGACUUCCUGCCAUGUCCUGGGCAGAGGGCUCUAAAAGAUGAGGAGGAGAGCACAGAUGACCAGGCCAUGCCCGAGCUUCAGCUCGGGAGCUUGAAGCGGAUGCAGCACUCUGGUAGUCCCAAAAAUGCCUGGAUCGAGAGAGGGAGGUCCAGGCUCCCACGCAAAGCUGACAUGGGUAGCUGUGAGAUCUCCUCCAGCUCAGAUACCUUCAGCAGCCCCAUUCACUCUGCCUCCACCACAGGUGUGCUCGGAAGCCAGAUUGACCACAAGGAAGACCACCAGUCAUCAAGUGGCAACUGGAGUGGAAGCAGCUCCACGUGCCCCUCCCAGACCUCGGAGACAAUACCGCCAGCUGCCUCACCUCCGCUCACUGGCUCCUCCCACUGUGAUUCGGAACUGUCCCUCAACACGGGGUCUCAUAUCAUUGACGACACCACUGGCUUCAUCAUCGACCCCGACCACAUGGACAGGCCACAAGGCCAGGGCCACAGGUCCAGCUCCUUCACCUCCUCAGCCACAGAUCAGAUGGACGAUGCAGGUGUCAGUACUGCUAGUGAUGGGGAGUGGAACUGCCACCAAGAGCAGCAGGAUCAGCCCUGUCUGCAGGACUUCAGCCCAAAGCACUCCAGAGAGGAUGAGAGCGGCCUGAGCUGUCCCAGUUAUUCCAGUGGGGAAACGUAUGAGAGCUUCAGUGGCCAAACGCCAGCCGAGAAAUCCGAGAGCUCUACCCGUUACACCGUUGAUACUGGGGGAUACUACACCUCCAUGCACUUUGACUGUGGUCUUAAAGGUAGUAGAUGCUAUUACAACUAUGCAGCCAUCGACCCCGACUGUGGCCCAAGUGGAAACAUUGCACCUGGCAUGGGAGAAUACCCUCCACCAGACUACCAGGGAACAAGGACACUGGGAAGACAGUGUCUCUCCUUACGAAAACCAAAGGCCAAGCCUCCCCCACCAAAACGUAGCUCUUCAUUAAAGGAAGCAAGCAGCAGCACAGAUGUUCCAGAGCAGAAUGAACCAAAGAUUAUGAGUGAGCUGCCCCUGCCGUUGUCUUCCAGGGAAAUGAGGCUGCAACUAAACUUGGCCGGAUCUGACGAGCGUCUGAAUGCUGCAGGUCUCUGUGACGAGACCCUUGGCAGCUGGGGUAUAGAGAACGUCAGAGAAAUGCUCGACUGCUCCUCUCCGUUCAGUUCCUCCGACACACAUUCCUUUAAGGAUGAGGGUGCAGUUCAGUCAGACUAUGCAGACCUCUGGCUCCUCAAUGACUUGAAAUCCAAUGAUCCUUACCGGUCGCUGUCCAACUCCAGUACCGCUACGGGUACAACUGUUAUUGAAUGUGUCAAGUCACCAGAAAGUGUGGACACUCAGGCCUGUUGCCCCAGGUCCAGACCCACCUCGCCCACAAUCCCUCCACCGGAGGCUGAAUACAAGAUAGGCUCUCCUGAGAAGCUCGCAAGCUUGGCGUCCCCUUCCAGUGGAUAUUCCAGCCAGUCAGAGACGCCUACAUCUUCCUUUCCUUCUGCAUUCUUCCCAGGACCUCUGUCCCCAACCAGCGGCAAGAGGAAACCCAAAGUACCAGAGAGAAAGUCCUCACUUUCUUCCCUCCAGCAGCAGCAACUUGCCCUUCGAGACUUAGGCUGUUCCUCCAGGAGGGAUACUGACACCCAGGCCAUGCCUCCCAGUCACCUUGACCUAAGUGCUCUUCACAUCAAGCCGUUUGUCCACAGGACCCACAUGCAUGUCCUCCACCAGAACAAGCAGAAAGCAGCAGUGGCAGCAGAGGCUCGUGCCGCAGCUGCCACAGACAGUGCAGAGGCGGCUAGCUCCGCCCAUCUGGCCAUCACUCCAACUGUUCUGAGAUCAAUCCAAUUGCGAUCCAUCGAAAGAGCGGCUGAGUGGAACCAGGGGCAUGAGCAGUUCAGUGUGCAUCCCUCAACACGUCCCAAGUGUCCCACAGUUACAAUAGAGACCCCACCGUCUGACAACAGGUACAACAGGAAACCACCAGCCUACAAACCACCUGUUGUGCAACAUUGUGAGGCCCAGUUCUCACCUGCAGAGGGCAGCAUUGCACCACACGAGGGGAUAAAAAUAAGGCAAGAGAGGCAUGGUCCAGGAACUUACUGGGCAAUGACAGCUUUCAGAACACCUGUGGAACCAACCCACCCACCUGAUGAUCUGUCAAUUCCAAGAUCCCAAGGCCCUGACACCCACAGUGCCCAGCAGAGUGCAGAGGGCAGCAGGUGUCCAGAUGACCAAACAACAGUAUUGGCAGAAAAUGUCAAAGGUGAACACAGUCAAGCACCCAGGCCAGACCCAUUGGCAGAACCUUCUUUGUGUUUGAGCAGCACAAUGUCUCCUCCUGCUUAUAGCGAAAUACACAGGAGUGACUUUGUAUUGUGCCACAGCCCUGACAAAGUGCCUGCUAUUAGUUCAGAAAUAUCAUCGCACACUUACACAAUCAGCGAAGCCGGAAGCAAAGAGGAGGAGUAUGAGACAUCAGGUGUCACUACCAGAAGUGCCUCACAAGAUGGACGCGAGGAUGAGUCAACCCCAGAUACAGAGGACUACUUCAGCAAAGACUCAACACCCAGUGACAAUUCAAUUUCACCUCAAACUGAUGACUCAAAAACCGAUGACGAUAGUAUAUUUCCUUCACCUAAUAAAGUACGCACAACUGAAGAUCUCUUUGCUAUGAUCCACAGGUCAAAGAGGAAGGUUCUUGGGCGGAAGGAUUCAGGGGAGCUCACCGGUAAGAGUCGCAUUGGCGGCACUCAUGUGACAGCCCCUGUCAGUAACCCUGUGCCAUGCCCAGUCACCCCAGUAGCACCAGUGCCCCCUACAGGUUCCCAGCGAGCCUCAGGACCCAUUUACAGGAGUGCCAAAAAGUCCAGCACCUCCAACGAAGAGUUUAAGCUUCUUCUGCUGAAGAAGGGCAGCCGCACCGACUCCAGUUACCGCAUGUCUGCCACGGAAAUCCUCAAAAGCCCCAUCACCCCCAAAUCCCCGGGGGAACUGCUACUGGAGGCUGCAAGGCACCAGGAAGAAACUGCUUCACCACAGCAAGAGUCUCCAUCCAGCGUCGAGCCCCUUCUGAGCCUCCCCAGCCCAUUGCCCAAGGCCAACACUGAAGGGUUCUCCACCAAAACCCUGGUGAUGUCAGCCGCCUCGAGGCAGGGCCGCUCCAGAAUCCCUCCGGCAGCCAACAGCAGCAGGUACAGCACUCGCAGCAGGCUAUACACAGCCCCCAUGCAGGCCAUCUCUGAAGGAGAGACUGAAAACUCAGAUGGAAGUCCACAUGAUGACCGGUCCUCCUAGGGGUUGGGUUUACUUCCGAUUUUUUUUUUUUUUUAACCAACCAACAAAACAUCAAAUCCCUCAGAAUAAGAAAAAGAUAUUUUAACUAAAGAACAAAUUAUGUUACAGACAUUUAAAUAAGUUUUCCCUCUUAAGUAUCCCAUCGUAUCUUAAGAUUGAAAAAAUUCCUUGGUCACUUUGAACUUUUUGUAUUUUAUGAAUUGAGAGAACAUAUGUUUUAGCCAUUGUUUUUUUUCUACCACAUGCUAUGGGAACUGAUAGUGGUUCUCUUAUAAAUGCUUGCCAUCUUGACAUUCCUGAAGAAACAAAACCAUAGCUAGAAAGUGAAGGAUAGACAUUUGUUUGCCUACAUAGAAAACAUAUUCCUUUAUUUUUAGAAUUUAAUGGCGAAUGGAUUGACUGAGUGUUAAUGUGUUUAUUUUUGGUGAAAGGCUAAUAGUCUGUGUAGUUUUGGACAUGAACCUGCUAAACUCCCAGUGAGGAAGAGUCGAAUCUGCACCACCAUCCCUGAGGCCAGCUAGUAUUUACAGAAGAUCACAUCAGAUUUACAUAUUCCUAGUAGGUGUUAUUUGUAGCAUUGUUAUAUGAAGAAGUGUGUUGCAGUACCAAAACCUUACUUGCCUAUGACAGUGAUUCCUAACUGGGACUUUAGCUGGGCUUACAUAGGACAAUCGCACUGUGACCUUUUCCAACAGGAGGUCUGGGAAUGCUGGAGAACUGUUCUCCAGGCUCAUUGGUAAAUGUUAUAGACAAAAUCUCUAUAUUGAGAAAUGAAUUGGUUUGCAAAUCUGCAAAUAUUUUGCACUCGUCUGAAGAUUAUUCCUUUAAGACAACUGCAUUAAAUGAAAUGCUGUAAUGUAUAUUUAUUAGACAAACAAGGCCACGUGUGAUCCAUCCAGUGUAAGAGUAGUUCUCACCCAUGAUCUGUGAGGUUAAGAUAUUUCCUUGUAUUUUAGGUUACUGGUUAUCAUGUUGUUUUUAAAUAGGACCGUCCAUUAGAAUACCAACAAACGUUUACACUAACAGAGGAAAUUUGUAAGAUAUUUUAUUUUUUAGUGCACUUAAAUGGGCUACUUAUAAUGUGUAAAUUGUUUUCAGGUAUAACAUGUAACAACCUUAACAUACAGAGGCCAAUGUCUAAGACAACUAUUGCAACUAUCGUAAAACGAGUUCAGAGAAACAACACAAUUGAAAUCUUCACCUGUAUUCUAUGAAUACCCUAACAAUUGUGCGAACUUUUUAGUUUGAGUGGGAUGUUUGCACUUUUGCAAUGAAUUGUUCUACUCAAGAACAGAAGUCUUCUUUCUUUUUCUUUUUUUUUUUUUUUUUUUGAGGUCAAAACUCAAAGAAAAUGAGCAAGAUUUGUCAAACUUACACUGUGCCAUAGAGAGUGGGGGAGACAAGCUGUGAACCGAAUCAGUUUUCAUUCCAGAUCAUCCUUUUCCACUGAGCACUGACAUGGUGCUUGCAUUCUUUCAUCGUUUUUGUCUUCUCUACAGCAUGCAAUAAGAAUUCAUAAGGACAUAUUCAUAUGAGAAAAAAAUAUUCACUUGAAUUUGUUAAGUAUGUGCUAUGUUUAGUAGAUGUACAAAAUGUUAAAGUUUUCUGUUGAGAUUUGGGUUUUCGUAUUGUGUGCAUAGACUGAGCUGUACCCCUAUGUGGGAGAACUGGACAAUCUCGAUAAAGCACUGUUUGUGUAAAAGAAAAAAAAAAACACAGUAAAAGACAGCAGUAUAUAUUUGUGGACAGGGUUAGAGUAAUGUCUUUAGGUGAUGCCUGUGUUUGUUCUGGGGUAAGAUUGUGGAAAAUAAAGGUGUAAAAAGGAUCAACUUGGAAAUACAGUAGAAGGACAGCUGUGUUUAUGUAGCCGUGUCCCUCAGUAUCUCUGACGAUUACUGAUUUGCAGUUCUGGAAAGCUGUAUUGUUCAUUACGUGUAUAUAUGUGGUUCUGUGACUAACAAAAAUAUGAUUAUUCUGCCUUUUAUUUUCCAGACUGUUGAAUUGCCGUGUACUGUAUGUCACGUCAAUACCUUGUAGUACUUUUGUAUACACACACACACACACAAAACGCUCCAUGCCAGAGUAACAUUCAGUAUAUGAAUGAGGCUCUGCAUGAGUUCUCUCAUUGUUUACACAGGUAGAUAACAAGGAAAAAACAUUCACAGUACCAUAAGAUUUUCCUUUGUUUUCAAUCUCAUUGGAACUUAAGUUCUGUUCUUAGUUUCAAAUCCAAACUGAAGAAAUGCGGGCUGUCCCUUUUCUGUGUGUGGUCACAUGCUUUGGGGUCAAACCUAUAAAACUAUGAACUCUAUUAAAUCCUCUAUUAGAUUUCAACAUUUAAUAAGAAAAAAAUAAAAUAUUUUUAAUGAUGGGAUAUUUUAUCCAGAGAAUUAUUUUGUUAAUAAAUGUAGAAAAGAAUAAUGAUAAAGCUUUAUUUAACUAAAAAUGACUGAACAUAUUUCAUAUCAGGGGUGUAUUAGCCAAUGGAAAGUUAAAAUACUGUACUUAUGAAUCUUUCUAAUUAGCUGUAAACUUGCAUUAUUUACAUAUAUGCUGUAUGAUAUACAAUUCUAGUCAACUGGUUUUGGUGCUCGGCGCUAACCUGCCCAGGCAAUGUUUAUGUCACUGUUGUUCUCAUAAAAGUUGCUUUGGUUUAUUCCUGUUUUAAAUCUUUCAUCAAAGCUCAUUCACACCAACUUGAAGUUAUUGUAGCAAUGCAUGCGUACAUUUUCACUUUUUUCCUUAUUUUUCCCAAGACGCUGCAGUAGCCGGAUUUGAAGAUUUUAUCGGCCUAAAGAGCAUUGGUUUUUCCUCUUUAGGAGGAACCGUGAGCUGAAAGGCCUUCUGGAAUAUUUCCUGUUUAAGUGAUAGUUUUACACUGAGCUGUUGUCACCACAGUGUAGGACUGUUUUACUGUUCCGAAUAUACCACAGUUACAGAUCCAUGGUGCGUUUAACACAUCUGCACUCUGCAUUUCCCGUUAUUUUCCAUUCCUGCACUGCAUCUGAAGUGUUCACUUUGCACCGUUCUUGUGUAUUUUCCGUUUAUUUAACAACUACAAGUAUCACGUAAAGUAUCACACUGCACAAAUGGGGAAAAACAUUCUGCUUUUGCCAAAGGGUUUUCCAAUGUGGACCGGUGUGAAAGGACAUAACAAAAGGAAGCUAAACAGAACUUGUAUGAAUAAGUGGGGGUUAUACUGCAGAAGUCUCUGUAACCCGAAGCUCUUUCUCAAGCUUCAUUUCAAGACCUGCAUCUAAUUUGUAUUUUUGUAUAAACAUGUACAUAUGAUCUUUUUAAAGAAACAAAAAAAUGUUGCAGUUGUUUCUUUUUGUAAAAUGUUUUCAAAGUUUACAUUAAUUCCAAGCCUUUGUAUAUUUUUGAGCAGUGCAACACUCUCGGUCCUUGUAUUUAUUUUUUAGUAAACAUUGUGACAAUUCCACUGUAAAUUUGAUCCAUUUCUUGCCAGCUCAGCUGGCCUGCUCGGUAAUUGUGCAUAGAGAAGGCCAAUA